This is a messenger RNA of Tinamus guttatus (white-throated tinamou), 1491 nucleotides long. Lineage: Eukaryota; Metazoa; Chordata; Aves; Tinamiformes; Tinamidae. The record is from RefSeq and is a predicted model, not a curated record.
AUGCUCAGGACAGUCUCAGGCCGCGUGUGGACAUCCCGGGAGUGUGCUGGUGCGGGAGGGGAGCAGUCGCUCCUGGCACGGAGCGAGGCAGCGAGCCGCGCUGCGGGGCCUGCCGCGCCGCGCAAGGCCGUCCUGCAGCGUCGCGCCCCUGGGGCCCCUCGGGCCACGCGGCCAGGGCUUGCUGUGCUGCGUUUUAGCAACCCUGCUUUGCCAAAUCAGUUCCAAGGAUGGGUGAUCACUGGAGGCCAUUAUGAUGUUGACUGUCGUUUGGAAGAUCCUGAUGGCAUUGUAUUGUACAAAGAGAUGAAGAAGCAAUAUGAUAGUUUCACAUUUACUGCCUCCAGAAACGGAACGUACAAAUUCUGCUUCAGCAAUGAAUUCUCUACUUUCACACACAAAACUGUGUACUUCGAUUUUCAGGUUGGAGAAGAUCCUCCUCUGUUUCCUAGUGAAAACAGAGUAACUGCACUUACUCAGAUGGAGUCUGCCUGUGUGUCCAUUCAUGAAGCUCUGAAGUCAGUCAUCGAUUAUCAGACUCAUUUCCGACUGAGAGAAGCACAAGGCCGCAGCAGAGCGGAGGAUCUGAACACCAGAGUGGCCUACUGGUCAGUGGGGGAAGCCAUCAUCCUUCUGGUCGUGAGCGUCGGGCAGGUGUUUCUCCUCAAAAGCUUCUUCUCAGAUAAAAGAACCACGACAACCCGUGUUGGGUCAUCAAGUUGCGCUGCCCAAAGUCUCAAGCGGAAUGAGUUAACCCGCGUGUGCCUGGGAAGAAAAAGAGAUGUUAAUCGCAUCAGCAGCUCAUUACUGGAUGUGUUUGUCAUAAUGGGCAGUGCUAAUGCCAAAGCUGCUCUUUCACCAGAUAGCAGCAAAAAGGCUAAGAAUAUGAGUACAGGUCAGAGAGACUCCAAGCAAGUUCAUGAAUUGUGUGGCCUCUCUGCUGAAAUCAGGGAGCCUGCAAGCAGAUCUCCAGAAGCUGGCAGCAGUAACGAGAAUAUUGAGAGUAUUUUCUAUAAGUUUGUGAUUCUGCAUGCUGAGAAUGAUGUAGAUGAAGCCAUCCGGAUCCAGAACCUGCUGCAGAAUAAAUUUUGUAUUAAACCUGGAAUAAUCUUUGCUGAAAUGCCUUGUGGUAAGCAUAUUCUGGAAAAUUUAAGUGAUGCUGUGAAUGGCUCAGCUUGGACUAUUAUACUGCUGACAGAAAGUUUUCUGAAGGGUCCUUGGUGUGAGUUUCAGUCUUACACCUGCCUUGCCAAUGCUCUUAACAAAGAGCAUAAGUACAACACCGUGAUACCUGUGAGGCCGCUGAAUAACCCGCUUCCCCGGAAGAAGACUCCUUUUGCCCUGCAGGCUAUUAACGCCCUGGAAGAAGACAGUCCUGCGUUUGCAAACCAAGUGGAGAGAAUUUUCCAGGAGUCUAUAUACAGGCAACAGCAAGAGAUAUGGAGGAGGGAAAGAAUGAAACUAGAGCACUUAUGAUGGUGGAAAGAACCUAUG